Molecule: messenger RNA, 1308 nt
Organism: Quercus lobata
Lineage: Eukaryota; Viridiplantae; Streptophyta; Magnoliopsida; Fagales; Fagaceae
Product: vinorine synthase-like
Exons: 1
Coding region: 1-1308 (435 amino acids)
Source: RefSeq, a predicted model, not a curated record
AUGGUGAUGAAUGUUGAUAUAAUCUCCAAGGAGAUAAUUAAGCCAUCAUCUCCAACACCCCAUCACCUUAGCAACUUCAAGCUUUCUUUCUUAGACCAAAUUGCACCUCCCAUUUAUAUUCCUAUCAUUUUGUUCUAUGAUUCUGAGAAAUUUGUGGAUGUUGAUCCAUUCGAAAUAUCUCAUUCGCUAAAAAAAUCUCUAGCCGAAACCUUAACUCGUUACUAUCCCUUGGCUGGUACACCUAUUAAUGAAGAUUUCUAUAUCAAUUGUAAUGACCAAGGUGUAGACUAUAUUCAAGCCCGAAUCCCAUGCAAUCUAUCACAAGUGGUAGACAAUCCCAAAGGGAAGGAGCUUAUGCAGUUGCUACCAUUUGAGCCAUAUCAUAGUCGCACUGAGUUUGGAAAGGAAGUUCUCUUAGCUGUCCAAUAUAACAUGUUUGAGUGUGGUGGAGUAGCCAUUGCUGUGUGUGUCUCACACAAGAUUGCUGAUGGUACAUCAGCGGUCACGUUUGUUAAUGCAUGGGCUGGCAUGUCUCGAGGAGAAAGUGAAAUUAUAAGUCCUAGUUUUGAUGCAGCUAUCCAUUUUCCUCCUAGAGAUAUCACUGGGUCCAUGCUAAGUGGAGCAGUUUCAAAAGAAAACAUUGUGACUAGAAGAUUUGUGUUCAACAAAUCGAGCAUAGCCACGCUAAGAGAAGAAGCAUCUGCCGCAUUUGGUCCAGAAGACAAGGGUCCAUCACGCGUGGAGGCCAUUUCAGCAUUCAUAUGGAGACGUUUCAUGGCAAUGUCUAGAGCAAAACAAGGUAAGAAACCAAAACUAUUUGCUGCACUUCAUGCAGUGAACUUGCGUGAGAGGAUGGUUCCACAACUUCCAGUGCAUUCCUUUGGGAAUCUUUGGAGGAUUGUGAUUGCAGCAUUGCCGGUUGAGAUUGAGAAAGAUUAUCGGUUUCUUGUGAGCCAGCUUCGGAAUGCAAUCAUGGAAAUCGAUGCUGACUUCCUGAAGAAACUAAAAGAUGAUGAUGGACACUUGGAUUUUAUAAAGAAUACAAGCAAACAGUUUGAUCAUGGUAUUAUAGAAUUCUGUAACUUUACUAGUUGGUGUAGGUUUCCUGUGUACGAAGUUGAUUUUGGUAUGGGAAAGCCCACUUGGGUCUGUAGUCCAAGCAGGCCUUUUAAGAAUGUUGUGGUCAUGAUAAGUACCAAAGAUGGUGAUGGAAUUGAGACAUGGGUGAACAUGAAAGAAGAAGACAUGGCCUUGUUUGAACAUGACCAAGAGCUACUCUCAUAUGCUUCCUCAGCAGAUGGGGAAUGA